Molecule: messenger RNA, 1243 nt
Organism: Daphnia pulicaria
Lineage: Eukaryota; Metazoa; Arthropoda; Branchiopoda; Diplostraca; Daphniidae
Product: ranBP-type and C3HC4-type zinc finger-containing protein 1-like
Exons: 6
Coding region: 691-1146 (151 amino acids)
Biological process (GO): proteasome-mediated ubiquitin-dependent protein catabolic process; protein linear polyubiquitination
Cellular component (GO): LUBAC complex
Molecular function (GO): ubiquitin-protein transferase activity; ubiquitin binding
Source: RefSeq, a predicted model, not a curated record
CCGCCGUCAGCACUGCGCCUCUUCCGGCUAAAAGGUUGUCCCAUUUAGCCUCACCUUCGCCCCUUCCUAGGAAAUCCAUCCGAUCCAGCAGCAGCACCACAUCCGUCCAGAAACAACGGAGCAAGCCGAAAGUAUUACAAUUUCGAGACGGAUCGGCACAGCGAAUGCGAAGAAGAGGACGACGAGCCGCUGGAAGCGACGGCCAGCACCAUCACCCAACCUGCUGACAAGAUUGACGAUCCUCCACUAACAACAACAACCAUCAACAUCGCAACAGAUGAACAAGAACCGGCGGAAUAAUCUGAUCAAGGGGCGACUGGCGGAUCGGAUUCUGCGGAUUAUAAGCGGCCGAUGGAUCAACUUGAUCCAGCAGUGACCGAGACUGAGCCGAAAGUCGAUUACAAGAAACUGGUGGACCUGCUGGACGGGAGCGACGUCGUGACCAACGCCGACGCUUUCGACUGCCCCGUCUGUUUGAUGAUCAUUCCGGUGGGAGUGGGCGUCACCCUCAGGGAAUGUCUCCACAACUUCUGCCGGGAUUGUUUGGCUCACGUGAUUGAAUUCAGCGACUAAGCGACCGUGACCUGCCCGUACCGCGACGACCAUUACGCCUGCGACGCCAUCCUCCAGGAACUCGAAAUCAAAAAUUUGGUGGGCGCCAAAUUGUACGAGAAACAUUUGGAGCGUUCGAUGCGGCUGGCCGAAAAGGCGAUGGCCAACACGUUCCACUGCCAGACGGCCGACUGCCCCGGCUGGGCCGUCGUCGAGGCCGACAAUGUCAACGUCUGCCGCUGCCCAGUCUGUCGCCAGAGCAACUGCCUCACCUGCCAGGCCAUUCACGAGGGCGCCAACUGCAAGGAAUUUCAGGAUCGAGUCAACCAAAGGGCCGAGACGGACGACGACGCCAGACGGACCAAAGAAAUGAUUGAAGCGCUGGUGGCCAGCGGUGAGGUUCUGUCGUGCCCGCAGUGUCAGGUGGUCCUGAUGAAACGCUGGGGUUGCGACUGUGUCCGCUGUUCCGUCUGCCGGACGGAAAUCUGCUGGGUUACCAAACAAAACCGCUGGGGUCCAAAGGGCAAAGGUGACACGAGCGGGCUGUCGGUGUGGCGUCGACUGCGUCAAAUGUCAUCCCCCCUGCAAUUAUAACCAUUAAAUUGUCAAAAACUCUUGUAUAGUUUGAUUAGCUCAGAAUUAAUUUAUAUAUUUCGCCGAGUCGUGUGCAAUUGAUCGACUGGACUGUGAU